AUGAAGGAUGAAUAAGCUGAAAUUACUACAGGUACAUCACGUUAAUCAGCAAAUAGAAAAAUACUCUUUCUACAUAAGAGUUAAAUAACAAAAUCUUAUAUUGAUUAGACAAAAUAAAUCUGUACUUAAUAGAAAAAAAAGAAACAACCCUUUCAAAAAAGAUAUGAAUAAGAAUAGGAGAAGAGUGAGAAGAGUGAGAGUAUUGAAAUGCAGAAAGAUUUAAUGAAAGUAGACAUUUUUGAUUGGUAAGGUUUCAUCGAUCAGGAAUAGGAUAUGAUAAAUAAAGUAAAUAAUGAGGAAGAUCAAUAAACUAAUAUAAAGUAAGGGUUAACUUUUAAAUGUAAAACAAAUCCUUGUAUAAAAUCUAUAGGAAAUGAUCGAUUUAAUUAUUUCUAUAAAAUGAAAUUAGCUAAGUAAUAUAUGAAUUUUACCUAAGCAAGUAGUUAUCAGCUAUAAGUACUUAAGACUUUUUGAAAAGUGUUCGGCACUCUUAAAAAUUAGAUGAUUACACAAAAUUAUACAAAUAGUAACCGCAUAAUCUUUAUUUGAGUCUAAAUUUCUCAUAACCUGAAAGGAUGCCAAAAACUUUUGGAUUAAUAUAAAAUACUCUACAAUUAACAAAUGCGAAUGCUAGUCACACUUUAAGAAAUAAUGAGGAUUGUAAUGCCUUUUCAAAUGCUAUGCUUACUUAAUAAAGUCGACAAAUAUAAGUAAUGCAAUUAAAUCAUAAUUAAUUUACUCCAAUUCAACUGCGUAAUAUAUUAACAACUUUUCCAAUAACUUUAAAAGAUUUAGAAUUAUAAAAUUGUAAGCUUAAUUAUAUGCAUAUGGAAUAAUUGAUGGCAUUUACAAGUAAGAAUUAAAUUUAUAAAUUGAAUCUUGAAAAUAAUAAUAUUAGAGAUUUAGGAUGCUAAAUAAUAAUGAAACAUCUCUUAACAAAUAAUACUCUAUAAUGUAUUAAUUUGAAUAAUAAUUAAAUUACAGAGUGUGCUUGUAAUGCCAUAUCGAAUUUACUAAAAUAAACAUAACGUCUCUUAGAGUUGUAUUUAGGGUAUAAUUUCUUUAAUGGGAGUGCAGGUACAAUAAUUUGGAAGGCUAUGUAUAAAAAUACUAGUGUUAAAAUUCUUGAUCUUUCUCAUAAUAAUAUAGCUUCAUUGGAAUGUGCAUAAUCAAUUAAUAAAGCAAUUUCACGUCCAUAUAAUGAAUUAUUACAUGUUGAUCUUUCUUAUAAUAAAUUUACAAGCCUCUAAGCUCAAAUAAUUGCUGAAGCUUUAUAAAAGAAUGAAACUAUAUAUGGGUUUCAUUUUGAAGGUAAUCAAUAAGAAUUAUUUGUCAACCCCAAUGGAUUUUUAAUUAAUAGUGUUUAAUAGUUUAAAUUGAGAUAGGAUAAAUUAUCAUUAUUAUAUAAAUAGCCAUAAUAUUUUAAAUUAUUAGAUGAACCGAAAAUAAAAGAAAAUAUUAUGUUAAAAAGAGAAGAGAUUUUAGUAAUGCCAUUUAGUAGAUAAAGAAAAAUAAGAUCUACAAAAUUGAACAAAUAAAAUUUUAAUGAAAUUAAUAGACUUGAUACUUGUUGGAUUUGUGAAGGAUGGCAAGAAAUAAAAUUUGAAUGGACUGCUCAUAAAUCUGGUAGUUUAUAUAAUGAACCUAUUUUCAUUCAUUUUGAUUUUGAAGAAUAUAGACCACUUUUAAUGACAUUUUUAAAUAAUGAAUUCUUUUUUGUGAAAAUGUGUCCACCAAAUAAAGAGAUUCAUUAUUUCUUUACAAAUCCAAUAUUAAGUACAUAAUAAGCAGCAAUGGAUUAAAAUAUGAAACAAAUGAAUAUUCAAUCAAUGCCAUUUUUAUACAAUGAUGAAAUUUUAGUAGAUGGAAAUGUAAUGGAUUAAGUUAAUGUCUAUUAUACAAAUGAUAAAUAAAAGUUAUUUGAUAAAUAUAUGCCUAUGGUCCAAUGUAAACCUAGAGAAUAAUAAGCUAAAUUUGAUUUUUCUCCUUAUCUUAACAUAAAGAAACAUUGUUGGUCAGUUGAAAAUUCUAUUUUUAAACAUUUUUAACCUGAUACACCUAAUCUUAUUGAUGAAUGUUUUGAAUUUGAUUUUUAAAAUUCAAAAGUCACUCGUUUAGUAAAAGAUACUGAAUUAAAUGAAAUAAAAGAUAAUCUUAAAAUACUUUAUCGUUAACUUUUUCAUUGUUAUAAGUAUCAUGCUUCAGGAUCAUUGAAUACACCAAUUCCAUGCAUAACUUUAUAAGAUUAUAUUGAUUUUUUACUAUAAACAUCAUUAUUGGAUGGAUAUAAAACUAAUGAUAUUGACAUAAGUUUUACAUCUACAUCAGCUGCAAAAGAUGUAUAAUUUCCAUAGGCUUAUGAAAAAGGAUUAGUUCGUUGUCAGCUUUUGGAAAUAAUGAUUAGAAUGUGCAAUGAUAAAUUUAUAAGAUAAGGUAUUUGUACAACAAUGAGUGAAGCUAUUAGUUUGAUUCAUAAGUAAGCUUAAGAACACUUUUCUAAAUUUGAUUAAGCCUAAAUGUGGAGGAAGAGUAGAUUAUGGAAUUAAAAAUGUGAUAUUAUUUUGAAUGAUCGUUUAGCCAUGUUAAAAUCAUUAUUUAAAUAUAUUAGUCGUUUAAGUAAGAAAGACAAAUAAUUAUAUAAAUAUGAUUAUAUUUCAGUAUAAGAUUUUAAAGAUUGGAUAGUAUAAUGUAAAUUAAUUUGUGAUGAUCUUACUGAAAGAGAAUGUUAUUUGAUUUAUUUACAAUCAAUGAUAACUUAAAAAGAUGAAUUAUAUUCAAGUAAACAUUAUCAAAUGAAUUUCCAUGAAUUUAUUGAAGCUGUAGGUCGAUUGGCUGAAAAAUUAUCAAUCAUUAGAGGGGAUAAACCAUUAGAUGUUGAUGAUAGAAGACCUUUUGAUUUGACAUCUAAAAUUGAUGGUUUACUUCUACUUUUAUAUCUUAUAAUUGGAAAUGAUAUGAAAUAGACUCUAACAACUAAUGAUCCAGAUAUUAGAGGUGUUGAUAAAUGUAUGAUUAAUGAUUUCAAAUCUUUAAAAUAAAAAUUAGAAGAUUCAUUCACUGAUGGUGAUGAACCUCCUUAUGAUCCAAGGGUCGAAUUACCUCAUUUAUAAAAUCAAAUUACUAAUCUCUUAGGAAAUACUAUUGGUGGUAAAAAAUAAACUUUAAGACAAUAACUUAAAUAAGUUAAAAGAGAAGAACAAAAAUUCUCUCUCAUUAAUUUUGUUCAAUAUUUUAAGAGUAUUUAAUAAGUUCAUGUAGAUCAUGAUGAAUGA
Paramecium sonneborni is the source of this 3272-nucleotide messenger RNA. The record is from the annotation of a GenBank genome assembly. NCBI's taxonomy places the organism in Eukaryota, Ciliophora, Oligohymenophorea, Peniculida, Parameciidae.